Diospyros lotus (date-plum) is the source of this 976-nucleotide messenger RNA. RefSeq lists its product as uncharacterized. The record is from RefSeq and is a predicted model, not a curated record. Bases 37 to 729 code for a protein of 230 amino acids. Lineage: Eukaryota; Viridiplantae; Streptophyta; Magnoliopsida; Ericales; Ebenaceae. The transcript has 3 exons.
GUUCCCUCUCCCCUUCUCUGUGCUUCUGCGACUGCCAUGGCAACAACGCGCGUUGCAAGGGCCUUCGCAUCCCGGCCGUUGAUUCGCCGGUGCUCAUCGGCCGGCGAAGUGUCGUCUUCUCCGAUUGGAGCUCCGUUCCGUGGGGUGUCCAACCCCCGGUGGGCCUCGUCAUCGUCCGAUUCGUCGAAUUUCAAUAAGAAGAUCCCCGACCGCUUAUCCGCCGUCAUCGAUGCCGUCAACGACAGUAAGCUCCCUCCGGAGCUCCGUGGCCAACGUAACGCCGUCAGAUCUGAAACUGAUAUUAUAAAUAUAGUUGAGCAAAGGAUAUGGCAUUCCAUGGAAGAAGGGCAGUUUGAGAAUUUACCAGGGAAAGGAAAGCCCCUUGAUCUUAACACUAAUCCGCAUGCUGAUCCCGCUGAAGACACCUUAUACAGAAUUCUUUCAAGAAAUAAAUGUGCACCAGAGUGGGUUGAGCUGAACAAAGAAAUCAGGAAUAAUAUCGCUGAAUGGCGACUAGCCCUGCAUAGAGCCUUAGCGCAUAAGGCAGAAGGAAAAAACUCUAAAUGGACCGAACUCGCAGAUGCUCUGAAAACGCAGUUGCGUGGCAUUAAUGAUAAAGUUUUCCGCUACAACCUCAUCGUUCCUUUUGGCCGCCAGAUGUUUGGUCUGAAAUGGGAGAAAGAACUAGACCGCUUGAAUGAUAAAAAAGUAGAUUCCCGAGGGGAAUGACCAUUCUGCUGAAGGUUUCCCGCAGUAUGUGCUUCUUACUUUUUCUUCACAUAUCAAUACCUUCCCCCUUAAUCUUAAGAUUAGGAACAUCAAUGGCGUAGAAAUGUUCUUAUCCAUUACCUUUUUGCUGCAAGUGUACCGGAUGACUUCGACAUCAUGUUGUAUCUGUAAUUUUCACUUUUCAGAGAUCAUAAAUAAAAAUAAAAAAGAAUUAGAAGAGCCAUCACUGAUGAGAUUGGCAAGAAAA